Molecule: messenger RNA, 1469 nt
Organism: Paraphaeosphaeria sporulosa
Lineage: Eukaryota; Fungi; Ascomycota; Dothideomycetes; Pleosporales; Didymosphaeriaceae
Product: pectinesterase
Exons: 3
Coding region: 416-1405 (329 amino acids)
Biological process (GO): cell wall modification
Molecular function (GO): pectinesterase activity
Source: RefSeq, a predicted model, not a curated record
GUACGGGACAGGGAUCAGUUGGUUCUGCUAGGAUUAGAAUGACACCGGACAAUUUCGGCAAGGGUGCUUGCGGCCUAGUUCCAUCUCUAUAUGAGUCCAAGUGUCAAGAGGAGCAAAACGGUUACUUAGAUUAUGCUGAACACGAACUUUGAGCGUGCCGUGUUCACCGCUAACCUUCACCAGCUCGGCAUAGGCUCCUCCCCUUCCGUAUCUCCCUAUUCACAUGAUCAGGAUCGGUGAAUACACAAUAUCCCGGUAGUAUACACCGGAGGCAUUAUUCCAGCUCGGUAUCUGCACAUAAGCAUGGCUGCAGAAAAAUAUCCUCCGGCCAUCCGGUCUAGAUUGACCCGAGGCGGAUACAUCAGGCUCGAGAGCCACAUCUGCAGCCACGCUCUUUGUAUGGGUUUCAGUCAACAUGAAAAUCUCAAGCUUCCUGAUUUUUUUGGCUUCCGGCUUAGGUCUUGCUUCGGUAUCGCCACUAACAAAACGUGCCGGUCGCACAGGUCCACCGAGCGGUUGUAAAGUCGUACGCGGGUCCGGAACCCAGUCCGGCGAGUACACCACCCUAGGUGCUGCGAUCACUGCUUUGGGAACUUCGGCGACAGUCUCAGCUUGUAUCUUCAUCUACAGUGGUACAUACACCGAGCAAGUUGUUGUCCAGUACAAAGGACCACUAAGCAUCUAUGGCUACACUACGGACAUUUCCUCGUACAAAAAUAACGCCGUGACGAUAACCCACGAGCUUUCGAGCCCAAACGCAGGGUCCCUUGAUGCCUCGGCCACAAUUAACGUCAAGUCCUCGUCAUUCGCCCUCUACAACGUCAACGUCGCGAACACAUACGGAAAAGGCGCACAAGCUGUAGCCCUCGUCGCCAACGGCUCCAAGCAAGGCUACUACGGCGUCUCUUUCAAAGGUUACCAGGACACUCUCUAUGCCAAAUCAGGCGAUCAGUACUACUCAAACUGCUACAUCGAGGGCGCGGUAGACUACAUCUUCGGAGAUGCGAGUGCCUGGUUUGGAGAGUGCACCAUCGCCAGUACUGGCAGUGGAGCGAUUACAGCGACUUCGCGAGAGACAAGCAGUGAUCCGGCGUGGUAUGUCUUCGACCACAGCACGAUAACUGCUGCAACCGGAGCCAGUGUGACGGGUAUGGUGUAUCUUGGUCGUCCCUGGCGCGUACUCUCGCGCGUAAUGUACCAGAACAGUGUUCUCACAAAUGUUGUGAAUGCUAAGGGGUGGACAGAGAUGGCUGAUGGAGCUACACCGCUGUACUAUGAAUAUAAAAAUUCGGGUGACGGCGCUAACACUUCGGGCAGGAAGUAUUUGUCUGCUUCGAGCGCUGCUGUUACCAAAGCACAGAUCUGGCCUAAUUCAGGAAUAGACUGGUACGACAAAUCUUACUAGUCACAUUCUGUGAUGCGGUAAACGAUAGUUGUUAUGAUAUACAUCACAGCAAGCUAGGCCCUCG